GAGCGGAGCGAGAAAGACAUGGCCCAGCACGAGGUCGAGAUGAAGGACCUUCAGCGGAUCAUCAACCAUGACAACACGCUCAAGCAGUUCCUUGUAUUCAAGGCGCAUGACCGCGCCGAGUUAAAAGAAGAGGAAGAGGCCAAGAAAAACAAAAAUGCGCGAGACAAGGACACGGACGCUGAGCGGGAACAGAUCAAUGUGUACGAGGAAGCUUUUGACCGUAUAAAGGAGGCUACCAACAAGCAUGUCAUCUCCGUUAUUGUCGACGAUUUCAUCGCCCGCGAGGACGAAAACUUCGCUCUCUUUAACUACGUCAACGAGAUGAACGAGGAAGUGGAAGGACUACAAGAGGAAAUCCGAAAAACAGUGGUGGAGAUGGAGAGCUUUGAGACCGAGGAUAUCCGAAUGAUGGAAUCUAGCAAAAGCAUAUUGCUCGACUUACAGUUGAGGUACGCCCGUGUGGUUGCCGAAACGGAUGUUGCGCAGACGAAGAUUGGCGUGACCAAAGGUGUCCUGGACGAGCUACGAAGUGGUGUGACGUCACUGUUUGAUACGAUCCACUGUGACUCGAGCACUAUCACGGCUAUGUUAGGGAGCGAGGAGGCGAUCACAGACAAAAACAUCCUCCACUACAUGGGCAUCAUGGAGCAGCGGACUAUGGAGAUGCUGCAAAUACAACAGUACCUCCACCUCAAGCGAAACCCGCCGAAACCGGAAAAGAAGGACAAGAAGGGUCAGGAAGCUCCGCCAAUAACACAGUUCAUACGUACAGAUAUACCUCCUCCGAUAUCUAUACAGACUCCGGCCUCAGCAGAUGACGAUGACGUGUCAGAUAUAAUUUGUGGCCAAGAUGAAGUGGAUAUUCGACCUUUGACCCACGAGGAACUCCGCGCGAUUGCACAACGGAACAUCACCAAGAGAGCGGUCAACAGGGCGGCCAACAGCAGUGCAAGAACAAGUCAAAUACGUAGGAGCAAAUCGCCUCGCCAACCUUGAUUUUGAUCAUGCCCAUUUUAGGUUACACCACACAUUUAUUUGUUACCUAAAGUGAAUAAAUAAUUAUAAAACG
Mizuhopecten yessoensis (Yesso scallop) is the source of this 1069-nucleotide messenger RNA. Its product is annotated as coiled-coil domain-containing protein 63-like. The transcript is spliced from 5 exons. Gene Ontology annotation, biological process: outer dynein arm assembly; cilium movement. Gene Ontology annotation, cellular component: axoneme. Lineage: Eukaryota; Metazoa; Mollusca; Bivalvia; Pectinida; Pectinidae. The record is from RefSeq and is a predicted model, not a curated record. The annotation marks the transcript as partial.